Molecule: messenger RNA, 530 nt
Organism: Daphnia magna
Lineage: Eukaryota; Metazoa; Arthropoda; Branchiopoda; Diplostraca; Daphniidae
Exons: 2
Coding region: 105-518 (137 amino acids)
Source: RefSeq, a predicted model, not a curated record
CUAUACACUUGCAUGUGACAUAUGAAGAAUCUAGUUGCUUUUAUUUAAAAAUAGGUGUUAUUAAUGUAAGUUCUAAAGUUUUCUUUUUUGGAUAUUGCUUAGAAAUGGGUAGGACGUGUGUGACACCAUGCUGCAGAACUGGAUAUCCUCUAGAGAAAGGUAAAAGCCAGAAAAUUGGACCAAAACCAGCACUGUUUAAAGCCCCAAAAGGCCCUGACUUGUUUAAGAAUUGGAAACAGAAUUUACCAAGGAAAGAAUUUUUGUUAACCAAGAGCUCUUUUGUGAGUGAGCUGCAUUUUCUUCCAGAGGAUGUACAAAACACAUAUUCUGGAGUUCCAUCUGACAUUACUGCACUUCAAACGGUACGCAAAAGAUUAAGACCUGGGGCCGUGCCUGUUUUAUGGCCUGUCAGGAUGCCCAAACCAUCUGUCAAGGAGAGAGACACAAAAAAAGAAACCUCCAAAAAAGAGAGAUCGUCCCAACUCUCCAAAGGAAAGAACAGUGAAGAACAGCAGUGAUGUUGAGUCUGA